Oxyura jamaicensis (ruddy duck) is the source of this 11340-nucleotide messenger RNA. RefSeq names its product myosin XVB (gene MYO15B). The record is from RefSeq and is a predicted model, not a curated record. The transcript is spliced from 63 exons. Gene Ontology annotation, cellular component: cytoskeleton; myosin complex. NCBI's taxonomy places the organism in Eukaryota, Metazoa, Chordata, Aves, Anseriformes, Anatidae. The coding region runs from base 182 to 10423 and encodes 3413 amino acids. Gene Ontology annotation, molecular function: protein binding; ATP binding; cytoskeletal motor activity.
UGAUUUAGAUGGAGUUGCUGUAGUGAGGUGAACUGAAAAACUGAUGAGCAGGAUCUUUUACCUGCUUCAGUGUGUCCAGGAGGCAGAUGGUCCAGGGCAGUUAAUGAAAGCAGGGCUGAUGUCAAAGGAAUUGUUUAUGUGAAUUAAGAUAAACCUGCGCAUACUUCUGAACACUGGAGAAAUGCCUCCUUACCGAUCCAAAACUCGGCACAACAAGGUUGGAAAAGAGAAAGCGUUGAAUCAUGAGAAAAAGGCAAGCUCCCCAGGAGAUUCAAAGAUCCAUUAUGGGAGACGGCGGGAAGGUAAGAGCAAAAGUCAGUUGAAGAACAAAGAGUCAUUCACAGAAAAAGAUGACAACCUUGAGCAAGACCAUUUAAAAACCCAAGGGCUGGCCAAGGAAAGCAAAGAAAAUGGCCACAAAGAGCUAUUCUGGGGGGAGAAAGCCUAUGAGAGAAAUGAUAAAAAAGAAUCUGGUUUGGGGAGAAAACAUGGAGAACAAUUAGUGCCCAAGUUAGAGAGGAAAAAAGCAAAGGCCUGCAAACCACAGGAGAUUACAUCAGUACAAGUAAGUGAGGACAGCAGUAAUAAGGAGGAAAAGAUUGCCACAAACAGCAAGAAACGUAGUUUUAAAAGGAAGCAUGGAAAACAUCCUGGUGUUAUUGAAAAAGUCAGUGACUCAGAGUCUGUAGAAUCCUCUGCAGUACUAAGUGUUGAAGGCUCUUUUCAGAAACAUGACUUGCCACAGAAGGCACACAAUGCCAGGCAUAGGAAGAAGCACAAUGAGGAUCAUGGCAUAAGGAAGGCUUCUGAGCGGAAGUCAGGUUCUCAGUUCCAAGGCAGAAUAGCAAGGGAAAAAUGUAAGAGAAUGGGGAAAAAGCAAGUUGGAAAAUGUACCCAGAUUACGGUCACUGAAAGGGCAGAGGAAAAGUUCCUGGAAACCUCCAAUAACUCUGGUUCUGACUCCAGCAAUGAAAGUCAUUGUGCCUAUAAAAAAGAGACUUCAGUGGACAGCACUGCAAGCAGCAAAGAGAAGAGUAACACUUCAGAAGAUAGCACCAGUGAGAAAGAAGCUAUGCUGGAAGAUACUCUUGUGGCUGAAGGAAAAGGCUACAAGGAGCUACUCGGUGAAAGCAAUGAAGCAUCGUGUAAGACUGAAAGAGAGCAGGUGACCACAGAUGGAAGGAAAGAAUCUGAGGAGGAAGGCACUUGCUUUGCAGGAUUAGAGGCGGAGGAGAAAAUGAGGAAGCAAGAUGACAUGCCAAGACAUCCAAAAUCUACUUCAGCUGAGAGCAGUGAGGAAGAUGAUGAUGAUGCGAGCAUUUCAGGAUCCCAACUCAUAAGUCCUAAAAACAGAGAAAAUGGUAAUACCACAGGAAGCAAGGAAAAUAUGUUAGAAAAUGACAAGGUUCAGGAUAUGUCAAAAGAUGAACAUGAUAAUGCUAGUGACAGUGGGGAGAACAACACUGAAGUGAACGCUGGAAAGGGAAAAGAAAGGGCAAGAAGAAAACCACUGCCUAGUGCUGUGAAAGCAAAACUCCCCAUUAGCAAAGUACUUCAGGGAACGGAACGAGAAAAAAAGAUGAAUGAUGAAGGCAGCACACUGAAAGACAGCUCUCUGCUUUUCAAACAGCAAAUGACAUUGAAAGAGAAAUGCGUGAAGUGUGAGACUGCAGGACAAGGUAAAGCGGUAGGACAUGUACAGAGGGGUGGUUCUUCAGACUGCAGCAAGCAGGAGGUAGCAGCGAUGAUGCUUACAAAGAAAUACCCUUCUCAAUCCCAAAUCCUCCUCAAUCUGAAAAGCAAACAUAAAAAUGCUGAGACCAAACUAUUAACAAGCUGUAAACCAAAUCCUGUCCAGAUGGCUUUGGAAAGCAGCUCUGAAUUGAAAAAUGUUGAAAGCGUCUGUUCAAAACCUACAACUCUACAGACCUUCGGUACACAGAAGGAACCCAACAAAGCUCAGAGUUUAGGAGAUAAAAGAUUAAGCCUUUCAAGUGUGUCAAGCUGCUCCUCUAUUACAAAAAAAUCAUCUGAUAAGCAGCACCUUGGCAAGAAGAAAGUUGGAAAGGUUACUGGAAAAAUUAAACUGGGUUCAUGCCAGACUUUUGAGGCAAAAAAAGAGAAAGAAGAAAUAGUUACAGAGGCACCUUCUGCAAAAACAAAUGUGCGUGAUGGGAAAGGAUCCAAGUACUUGCACACCACCCAUUCUACUUUUAGAAAAGUCACCACCCGGCUUGGUCAAAAACCUUCCAAGAAAGCAAGCCUGAAAGCUCGCCUUUUGAGCGUGGCACGUGCAAUUGGUAUUUCAGGAUGGCUCUUGAAGAAAUUUGGGAAGAGGAAGAGGAGCAGUAAGCCUUUCUGGCUGAGAAGUAGAAUGGCUAUCAGGAUUGUAAGUACUGCUGGGUGGGUUGGUCAGUCUGACAAAACCUGCCCUGACGUAGCCGGACAGCUGGGGAGGGGUGAGAUGAGUGACAACGGAUCAUCUCCUCCAUUAGCAGAUGGGAGAGGGGGCUUUAAAACAGCAGAGGAACUGGGACAUACUGAUUUGCCUUCUGGUGAUUCCCCUCUUCAUGGAACUGGUUCCUUUCCAUACUCACUUAGCUUGGAUGAGGACAAGAACAAUAUUCCUGAUGCCAAGUUCGCUAUAGUUCUCCCCAGAAUGCACAGCAUGGUUAAGUCAAAGACCUCCUUACCUGCAGGCUCUGGAUAUGGUCGUUCCCUAGAGAAACUGAGAGCUCUAUCAGAUGGAAAACCUGUGAUGCCUGUGCAACAGGGCUGCGGAUUCAAGUGUGACCUUCCCAGAUCUUUGAUGGAUCAAAGCCUUCAGAGAAACAGCGAACAAUAUUCCUGCAAUAGUGAAAUAUUUGCACCAACAAGUACAGGUCAGGUGACAUCUACUGCAACCCAGCACAGAGUGACCAGCCUUCUGAGCUCCUUGCCCCAGCAGAUAAAAACAGCUGAGAGUGCUGCCACGUCCCAUUUGUCCACUGGGCAAACUUUGCAGCCUCACCACAAAGACGCUCACCUUUCCCUUUCUUCAAAAGCAUCUGGAAAUUAUUGUUGUCCAGGCUUUCUUCCACCUCAAGAAGAGCAUCCAACAUGUACAACAGAAUAUUCCAGGGAGGUGGAUGUCAAAGAGAAUUCAGGAGGCCUCCAGACUGCAAGUUCCAAAGCCAUACCUUGUGUUCACUGGUCCCAGCAGCAGGCUCAGGGAUGUGAUCCUGUGGCAUGGCUGAACUCUGAAUUGCUGCUCCCACAAAUCACCAUUGAGAACCUCAGCAAGUGGGCCAUCUACAAGGAUCCACAUCUGGCCAACAGCCAUGUGGUGAAAGUCUGCAAGGAUCACUGGGAGGCAGAAGACAUCACUGACAGUAUGCUGGAGAUGGACUUCGUGCAGAAACAGGUGUACGUGGGUGAAGACCACAGAGUAGAAGUUGAAGAGAUAGAAGAUCUAACCAGACUGGAUGGACACAGUGGCUCGGGUAAAACAGAAGCUGCCAAAGCAAUUAUGCGAUACCUGACUAUGCUGUACCAGAGAUCAGAAGGCCACAGGAUCAGGCAGCCUUGCAAUGUCCUACCCAUCCUGGAGAGUUUUGGGAAUGCCAAAACCAUCCUCAAUGACAACUCAAGUCGUUUUGGGAAGCUUCUGAACAUCCACCUGCGACAUGGGGCCGUGGUGGGAACAUCCAUCUCCCAGUACCUGCUGGAGAAGUCUCGUGUGGUAUUUCAGGCCCACGGUGAGAGGAACUACCAUGUUUUUUAUGAGCUACUGGCUGGGCUGCCUGCGGAGCAGAAAGAGGAGUUGUACUUACAAGAGGCAGAGUCAUACUUUUACCUGAAUCAGGGCAGAGCGUGUGACAUCGCGGGGAAGGAGGACAGUGAGGACUUUCUGGUCUUGGUGCAAGCUCUGGAGGGAAUCAGCCUCUCGGACGAUCAGCUGACCUCCACCUGGACGGUGCUGGCUGCCAUUCUGCAGCUCGGGAAUAUCUGCUUUACCUCCUAUGAGAAAGAAUUCUUUGAACAUGCAGCUAUCGCCAGUGAUACUGAGAUUCAGAUCGUGGCCAAUCUGUUGCGUGUCUCCGCAGAUUUCCUACAAAGUGCUGUGACUCACCGUGUCACUGUGACAUGUUAUGAUCGGAUCUUCACACCUCUGUCUGUAGAAGGAGCCAUUGAAGCCAGGGACUCCAUCGCCAAGACUCUGUAUUACCUGCUCUUUGAGUGGCUGCUGCUGAGAAUCAAUGAGUGGUUGGCUCCCUGGGAAUCGGACUGUGCUGUAGGCAUUGUGGACAAUCAUGGUUUUGAGGAUCUAGGUGUGAACAGCUUAGAGCAAUUCUGCAUCAAUUUUGCCAAUGAGCGUCUCCAGCAUUUUUUCAGCCAGACUGUCAUUGCCCAGGAAGAGGAGGAAUAUAGCCAAGAGCAGUUAGUUUGGAUUCCUGUCUCCAAGAUGUACGAUGAGUCAUGCCUAGAUGUCAUUGCUGCAAAACCCCAUGGCAUCUUGUGUAUCCUGGAUGACCAAACUUCACUUACUCAGGCCACCGACCACACUUUCCUCCAGAAGUGUCAUUACCAUCAUGGAAACAGCCCUUGGUACACCAAGCCCAAGCUGCCUUUGCCAGUCUUCACCGUGAAGCACUAUGCAGGCCCUGUCACCUAUCGGGUCCACAAGUUUAUUAAUAAAAACCGUGACCAGCUGCGUCUAGAGGUGCUGGAUAUCUUCUCCCAGAGCCGCCUCAAGGUGGUGUCUCACAUUUUCCAGAAGGCUAAAGCUACCUACAGUCAGCAAAGGGAUCUGGGGGCCAGGGGCAAAGGGCUUAGGCCUCGGGCCUCUACACUGGUUUCCAAAUUCCAGGAGUCUUUGCAGGACCUCACAGCCAAGCUGAGAAGGAGUCAUACCUUCUUCAUCCGGUGCAUCACUCCUAAUCCUAAGAAGUUGUCAAAUCUCUUUGAUGUGGAGUACGUCACUUGUCAGCUGCGGCAUUCUGGGAUACUGGAGGCCAUCCACAUUAAAAAGGAGGGAUACCCAGUCCGUCUUCCAUUCCAGAACUUCCUAGCCAGGUAUGGCCUCCUGGCUGGGCGAGGGCACAGCUGCUUGGAGAAGAGAGAAGUCUGUGUGGCAGUGCUGUCUCGUGUGGUGGGGAACCCCUCAGAUCUCUAUCAGAUUGGAGUAACAAAGGUCUUUCUGAAGGAGAAGGCCAGGCAGCUGCUGGAGAGACAAUGGAACCUGAGGCAGAGCUGGGCCGUUGUUACCCUCCAAAGGAAUUUCCGAUGCCUCCUCCACCGCAGGCGCUUCCGUGUCCUCCAGGAGAAAGUCACAAUCAUUCAGGCUCACUUCCGAGGUUAUCAGGCAAGGAAGCGGUACAGGAGGCUGAAGAGGACUUUGGUGCAGUUUAAUACCAUGGUUUUAAUCUCUAGACAUUUCAUUCAAAGGAGGAAGCACUGCCAGCAGCAAGAGUUAGAGGAAGGAAAGCAAAGGAGGAGAUCCCUGGCCAGUGGUGACAGGGAGAACGGUCUCAGCCAAGGAAUGGAUGUUGGACUUCUGGAGAUCCCUGCAGAGCUUGCUGCCCUGCUGCAGGUAGCUGAAGGUCAGUAUAGAGGACAGGCCAACCAGAUAACUGAGGCAUUACCUCCAGAAGUCAAGAUCAAAGAUGACAUCUCCCUCCCAUCCUCCAUUAACAGCUAUCCUUUCUCCUCCUUCAUUAAGUCACACUUCCAGAAGACAGACUUCCCUGCCCCUGGCCAUCCCCUGCAGCACCCCUUAACCCGUUUGGAAGCUGAAUACCAGGAGAGUGCACUUGAGAUCAACAAACUGAUUUUACGGUUCAUUGGCGACCAGAAUCUCGAUGGCUGGCAGGAAGUACUUCUGGGCAACUACAUUGCUAGGAAAGGUUUGGAUAACGUGGCUCUGCGCAAUGAAAUCUUCAGUCAAGUGGUCACCCAGACAUGGAAGAACCCAGAUGUGGAGCACAGCCAGCGAGCCUGGGUCCUGAUGACGAAUUUACUGAGCUCUUUUGCCCCUUCACCGGCACUGGAGAAGCCAUUGCUGAAAUUUGUGUCAGAUCAUGGCAUGGAUGGCUUCAAUGCUGUUUGCCAGCGUAAGAUCUUGACAGCAGCACAGCACACAGACUCUGUGUUCUCCCGAGCCUACCCUCCCACUCAGCUGGAGUGGACUGCGAACCAGAGGAAAGGGAAGAUGGUGCUGGAUGUUCAUACCUUUAAUGAGGAGAAGUUCUCAGCUGAGGUGGAGUCCUGGAUGACCGGGGAGCAGUUUGCAGGCUGGCUCCUAAGUGCAAGGGGCUGUGAUAAAAAGUCUCGAGGCUGGUCUGUCUCCAUGUUUACUGGCAACACGUGGCAGGACUUGCUGGGCUGUGACUUUGUGCUGGACCUCAUUGGAGAGAUGGAAGAUGUCAGCAAACCCAGCAGCCCCUCUCAGUCCUCAGGUGGAUACCCUAUCACACCUGAAAGGGACAGAAACUUCUUCAUAAACUCUGCCAUGGAUUCGAUUCCCCCUGCUCCAGGUAUCCAGGCCCCUACCUUUCCACCACCAAGCCUGCCUCCAGAGUUCAGCAAUGCCCGUCGAGAUUCAAGAUUCAGAGAUGGCAGGGGGGACCAUGUAGGCUUGGAUCUCUAUGUGGAUGAUCUCUUCAGCACUGUACUGCAUCAAGGCCCCAGAGUACCAGAUUUGGAGAACAGGGAGAGUCUGACUGGACGCAUGAAGGGAGGUGGGAAGAUUGGACCCACACAGAGAGGAAUGUUUCCUUCUACAGGCUUCCCGGGAACGAUGCAAACACCAGCUUACCAGCCCAUGCCUUCGAUGAUGGGGAUGCCAGCUGCCAUGCCCAUGAUGCCAGGGGCAGGUGGGAUUGCACCUAUGCCAGCCAUGGUUAUGCCCCAGCCUGUGAUGCCAGCUGUAGAUCCCAGUCAGUUAGCAGCACAGCAGCAAGCCUUUAUCAACCAACAAGCCAUGCUCAUGGCCCAGCAGAUGACCCUUCAAGCCAUGACCCUUUCCCAGCAACAGCAGCAGCAACAGCAGCAGCAACAGCAGCGGCGGCAACAGUCUUAUGAGAGCUCGAGGCCAAGAGCCUCAAGUCCACCACGAGCCCAGGCCCCAGCCACUCUCCCCAAACCCAAGACGUCUCCCAGCAGCCAGAGUGCUACACCACCACCACCGAAGGCUCCAGAACCACCAGCUCAGGAAGAAGUGAUUGAUGACUACAUGGAAGACCAGUUCUCUGACAGUGAAGAUGAUGACAAUCCUCGUGAAACUUUCCAGCAGAAGCGAGCAUAUUUUCAGAAGAUGGGAGAGCAAAAGAUCCUAGUGAAGAAAGUCAGGCCGCCUUCUAAAGUCUGGACCCCUCCAGCUAAUCCUCAGCCAAAGCAUGAGGAGAAGGAAGAGGAGGAGAAGAAGGAGAAUACAGAAGAGAAGCCCAGCCCUAAAACAGAGGCAGCUCCUGCUCCCCCUUUGCCACCUCCUGAGCCAAAGCCAAAAAAGCAGACGCCAAGAGCAAAGAAGGAGCCACCAGUAGUGAAACCUUCGGGCCCUGGGUCACGACCUGAACCAAGCCGAGAGAUCCGCAACAUCAUCAAAAUGUACCAGAGCAGGCCAGCUCCCGAGCCCCAGCCCAUUGAGCCCGUCAGGAGAGUGUCCAAACCAUUUAUGAAGAAGAAUGACCCCAAAAAUGAGGCACUGGCCAAGCUAGGGAUGAUGAAUCUCAAUUCUCCCAAAUCACCUCCACCCCUACCACAAGAGAAGAGUCCCAAAGGGGCACCUCCACCUACCAAGCCCAAGCCAGGAUCAGCUUCUAGCUCUAUCAAGGAGAAACAGUUGCCUCUCCUGUCCAUCUUCAGCCAGCCAUCAAGUACCCCACCAGAUUCCCAGGCCCCUCUUGCUCCCCCUGUUCCCCCACCUUUGCCCGCAUCUCUUCUGCCUGGGAACCAAGGCUCGCAGGAAUCCACAGCGAAGGGCUCUACUUCAAUAGAAGAUGAUGGUAUCAAGACCCAGCUGUAUAAGCUAACUGCCAGUGUCAGCUUUUCCUAUGACAACCCUGCCUGGAAAAUCUUUCUACGCAAAGAGGUGUUUUACCCCAAAGAAAACUUCGGUCACCCUUAUUGUCUGAACUUGCUGUGUGAACAGAUCAUGCGUGACACCUUCUCUGAUUCCUGCCUUCGGAUCUCCAGAGAGGAGAAGCGCAAGAUGAAAGACCUGCUGAUGGAAUUUCGGGUUGGCAACGAUGUCCAGUCCAUUCAGGAGGAUGGGAUAAAGAAGAGGAUUGUACUGGCUGCUCGGGAUAACUGGGCUAACUAUUUCUCCCGCCUUUUCCCAGUUCAUGGUGAAGAUGGAAGCGAUGUCCAGAUCCUGGGUGUUUCUCACCGAGGCCUGCGGCUGCUGAAAGUAGUGAAAGCAGCUGGUUAUACUCCUGAGCACCUGAAGACCCUUUGCAGCUACAGCUUUGCAGAUGUGCUGUCAGUGGAGCUGAAGGGCAGCAAUGCCCUGGAGUUCUCUCUGAAGACAGAACAGCUCUUUCUGCGCUCUCAGAAAGCUCCAUGCAUCAAGGCCAUGGUGGAAACCUUCAUCCAGCAGCUGAGGCAGGAUACCAACUAUGUCAUUGCUUUGCGCAGCUAUGUCACGGAUGAUAAGAGCCUCCUUAGCUUCAAGAAGGGUGAUCUCAUCCAGCUACUGCCCAUGCAAGGCCUGGAGCCAGGCUGGCAGUUUGGCUCCACUGGUGGCCGCUCUGGUAUUUUCCCCACCAACCUGGUACAAUUGGCUGCAGCCCCAGAUUACCUCAGCACCAGCAUGGAUAGAGUUGGAGGGCUGCGGAGGAGCAUGAAAGCUUCUUCGGAGGGCAGGAACACUAGCAGGGAGGGUUCUGUUCCCAGCGUGAUAUCAGAAAACAGCAGCAUCAUGUCAGUCCCUUCCGGUGAUCAUUAUACCAUGAUGGAUUUUGCCACAGCCUACUUCCGAGAGGCUCAGUCCAUGUUGGGAUCGAAGGGGAUGCCUGCUGAAAAGAAGAGUGUAGCUGACCUGGUCCAGCACACCAAGGUCCCAAUCCAGGCGUCUUUGCUCCAGUACUCUGAUAUUGAACUGAAUGAACUUGCUACGAAAAACUUCCUAACUCUGAUGCGGUUCAUGGGAGAUCAGCCAAAACUCAAGAACCAGAAUGACAUUCAGUGUAUCCUUGAAAUCCUUCAGCUGUGCAAGGAGAAGGAGAAUUUGCACGAUGAAGUUUACUGCCAGGUCAUCAGACAGGUCACUCUCAACCAUAAUGAGGAGAGUGUGCUGCGUGGUUGGCUGCUCCUAAACCUGCUCACUGGGUACUUCCUCCCUUCCAAAAUCCUGAUGCCCUACGCCACCAAGUUUCUGCAGCAAGCCAGCAGUGAUCCGUCCAGCACUCACCAUGAUAUAGCCAAGAUCUGUCAGAGCAACCUGCAGAAAAAUGUCAUGUAUGGAGGUCGUCGCCACCUUCCUUUCCCGGUGGAGUUAGAGGCAUUGCUGAAAGGACGUGGUGCCCGCCGGCUAGAGGUAUCAAUGCCUGGAGGAGUGGACUACAUUGCCCGAAUCAGGACAUUCACUGUGGUCAAGGAGCUCAUGCAGGAGAUCUGUGAGCAGAUGGGGGCAAGCGAGCCAGAAGAGAUGCAGGAAUUUGCUCUUUUUGCCAUCAGGAGUGCCAGCAAUAAUAACGGCAAAAUGGCAAGGCCGAUGAGAACAGAGGAAUAUCUUCAUGAUUACUUGCUGGAGGACGCGUUGGUGACUGUGGGUUUACGCAGACUCACCUGGAAGACACCUCUGCACUUUGAGAACAAAAUUUAUAUUGAUGUGCAUUAUGGACAGGUGCUGUGGGAUUACCUGAAUGGGAAGAUGCUGCUGAGCUAUAAUCAAGAAUUGGAGAUGCAGUUGGGCAUUUUGAUUCUGUUCCAGCACUGGGCCAAAACACAGCAGGAGAGUUCUGUUCCCUCCAGGGAGGAGCUGAAGGAGUACAUACCAAAGCCUUUGCAGUCCCAAAUCAACCCCCACACUCUGCAGAACCAUCUUGGGAUGCAGCUGAGAACCAGGCAGCCACUCCAACCACUGGAUGCAAAAAUCCAGUUCAUAGAGCACGUGAUGAAAUUGCCCUUCUUUGGCUACACCUUCUACUUUGUAGAGAGAGUCAGUGACAGCACAAUCCCUGCGCCCUGCUAUUUUGGUGUGAAUAAUGAACAGAUCAUUGCAGUGGAUAACAUCACCCAGGCAGUCUCUCUCGUCAUCCAACUGAAAGAGCUGCAGAAGAUGCGAACCCUGAGGCCUGUCUCUGAUGGUGGGCUUCCUGGCAUAGAACUGAACUAUGGCUCGGCCGCCAGCCCCAGGUCUCUAUGGCUUGAACUGUCACAGGCUAAAGAAAUGUAUCACACGGUUGUUGUCAUCCUGGAUAAAACAGAUUUACAUUCCUAAAGACUAAGGAGAAGAACAACCAAGCAAAACAGCACCAGUGUCCUUUGAGCUUGUUCAGUGCUCCCUGCCUGUCCCCUGGAGAGGUCUGUCCCAGAAACAUCCCUGAUCUCACACAGCUGCUUUCUAAGACUGCCACCAUGGUGAUGGUGUGCUUGUUGAUGGGUUGGGCCGUAAUCUCACCCCUUGUGACCUGCUGUUCAGUCGCCAAGUCCUCUUCCUUGAAGCGAUGCUUGCACUGGUUGAACACCCACAGGACACCCUUUCCACUCCAUUGCUUCUUCAUCGCCUGAUCCAGCACAGAGCAGCUGAACAGAUGCAAGCAACUGCCUUCAAGCUAUGCACUGUGGGACUGCUUUUUCUUUUUUUUUUUUUUUAAAAAAAAUGAGGCUCAUGAGCAAAGACUGAUGCUUGCUAGAGAUUUGUGUAUCAGAAAGCAAAGCCAGGGUUAUGAAAUGACUGCACUGGCUGCUGCCAUCUUCCAUAGACCAGAUUCUUCUCUCUAUCGAUACGCAAGAAGCCCUGUAGCAGGGUUUGUGAAGCAGGAGCUUGUAGACAGCAUCUUAAUUGCAAAGCAGAUCAGUGUUAAUAUACAGUUGCUACAUCCGCUAGGGCACAGAUUGAGCUGCAAUGGUAAGAAUGUUUGUUGUUAAUUAAUUUAUUACUGACGUAUGCAUAUACUUAGUUUUCCUUCUGCUAUAAAGAAGUCAAUCAUGUCCAUGAAGCUGUCAUACUUACAUCGUGGUUCCAUGCUCAUGGAGAAAGUGUAUUCAAGGGGAACUGGUAUGACAGUAUAGGAGAGUGUCUUGAAUUGUAUAAAAACACUUAAUUUAUUUUUAAUGCUACAGCCAGCCUACUGAACUAAAAGGUUUAUUACAGGAGACUAAUAAAAGAAUUGCAUAAUAGCUAUUUUGAAACUA